UAGAGUGCAGUAGCCGCCGCCCGUGACGUAACGAAGCCGGCUCCGAGGAAGGAGGAGGCCUCGACAGCGCUGAUUGGCCGAGGCCCCCGCAGCCCCCCGCUCCGACUCCGGUGGCCCUGGAGAAGGCUUCGGACACAUCGUGACGAGGGAUGCCCAGGAGUCCGGCCAGAUUGCUUGAAUGAUUGGGACUAAACAUGGAUCCUGGUGGGGGAUGCCUCGAGCUGCAGGCCCAGGAACACACAAUGCCCCACACCAUGAUAAUGCAAGAUAUUAUGACUGGAAUGGCUGGCACAGCACACAUCGACGGAGAACAUAUAGUGGUUUCUGUUCCUGAGGCCGUCUUAGUUUCUGAUGUGAUUACAGAUGAUGAAAUAACUUUAGAACAUGAUUUAUCAGAUGAAGUUGUACAAGGACCUGACAUCAUCACAGAGGCGGAUGUUGUUACCGAAAAUGUUAUCAUUCCUGAGUCUGUAUUAGAAACUGACAUCACAAUUGAAGAGGCUUUGAAUGAUAGCCACCAUGUUUUAGAAUCUGAUAUUAUUACAGAAACUGUAUCGGUUUCUGACCAAGUGUUUGUGGCAGAUCUUAUAACAUGCCCAGAUGGACAGCUGGAGCAGGUGGUCCAGGACUCUUUAUCAAGACAUCACUCACCCACUAUGAUUUCAGAGGAGGUCCUGGUAGCUAGUUGUGAUUCAGAUGCUAUUAUCCAAUCUUCAGGUAUUCAACCAACAGGGUCCACAGUUACUAUUAAAGCAGAAGAUGAUGAUGAAGAAGAAGAAGCAAAAAGCACAUCAGAGGACUACCUUAUGAUAUCAUUAGAUGAUGUUGGAGAGAAAUUGGAACAUAUUGGAAAUACCCCACUAAAGAUUAGUGCAGAAGUCUCUCAUGAUGAUGUAUCUAAAGAAGAUGGAUUUGGCUCAGAAGUAAUUAAAGUUUACAUAUUCAAAGCAGAAGCAGAGAAUGAUGUGGAAAUAGGUGGUACAGAAAUUGUAACAGAGAGUGACUUUCACAACGGACACACCGUCACUGGUAUAAUUGAACCAAGUAGCCUUGGCCGGAUGCCGCGAGAGAAGAUGCUUUAUAUGGCUGUUAAGGAUCCCUCUCAAGAAGAUGAAAAUAUUGGUUGUGCUGAAAUGGCAGAUGAAGUUUACAUGGAAGUGAUAGUAGGAGAGGAGGAAGCGGCUUCUCUUCCGGAUGCACAAGCUGAAGAUUCCAAUGCAAACAAAACAUAUGUGCCUGUGGCUUGGGCAGCUGCUUAUGGAGAAGAUCAAGAACUUCCAAGAAAGUAUGGGGAUUGGCAAGAAACAGGAAGUAUGCUGGAAUCCCGGAUAGAUGCAAAGAAUGUCACAGCUACCCAGUACUUGCAGAUCUGUGACAGUAUUACUACUAACAGAGUUUUUAAACCGAAAAUCAAGAAAAGGAGAAGAGGGGACUCCAGGCAGUGGCAAACAGCUGUCAUAAUUGGCCCUGAUGGACAACCAUUAACUGUGUAUCCAUGUCAUAUCUGUGGUAAGAAGUUUAAAUCCAGAGGCUUCUUGAAGAGACACAUGAAGAAUCACCCAGAUCACAUGAUUAAGAAAAAAUACCAAUGCACUGACUGUGAUUUUACAACCAACAAAAAAGUGAGCUUUCACAACCACCUGGAGAGCCACAAACUCAUCAACAAGGGCGAUAAAUCCCACGAGUUUACAGAAUACACCAGGAGAUACCGAGAAGCAAGUCCACUAAGCUCUAACAAAUUGAUAUUAAGAGACAAGGAGCCUAAAUUACACAAGUGCAAAUACUGUGAUUAUGAGACUGCAGAGCAGGGGUUGCUAAACCGGCAUCUCCUUGCAGUCCACAGCAAGAACUUUCCCCAUGUCUGUGUUGAAUGUGGCAAGGGUUUCCGACACCCUUCUGAACUUAAGAAGCAUAUGAGAACACACACUGGGGAGAAGCCAUACCUUUGCCAUUUCUGUGAGUUCAGAUGUGCUGACCAAUCGAACCUAAAGACACACAUAAAAAGCAGACAUGGCACUGAUUUACCAUUUAAAUGUGAACAAUGCCCCCAGGCGUUCUCUGAUGAGAAGGAGCUUUUGAAACACACUGAGCUAUUCCAGGGUCACAAAACACAUCAAUGUCCCCACUGUGACCACAAGAGCACUAACUCAAGCGACUUAAAGAGACAUGUAAUAUCUGUACACACAAAGGAUUUUCCCCACAAAUGUGAGGUGUGUGAGAAAGGAUUUCAUCGCCCCUCUGAACUUAAGAAGCACAGUGAAACUCAUAAAGGCAAAAAAAUGCACCAGUGUAGGCACUGUGACUUUAAGACUUCUGAUCCUUUUAUAUUAAGUGGACAUAUACUAUCUGUCCACACCAAGGACUUGCCUUUUAAAUGCAAAAAAUGCAAGAGAGGAUUCAGGCUCCAACCUGAACUCAAAAAGCACAUGAAAAGCCACAGUGGGAAGAAAGUGUAUCAGUGUCAGUUCUGUGAAUAUAGCACUACAGACGCUUCAGGAUUUAAACGACAUGUGAUCUCCAUACAUACUAAAGACUAUCCACACAGGUGUGAGUUCUGCAAAAAGGGAUUCCGUAGGCCAUCUGAAAAGAACCAGCACAUAAUGAGGCAUCAUAAAGAGCCCACUAUAUAAUUAAUAACACAUUGUUACUUUGGGGUGGGGACAUUUUAUGAAUGGUUCUGAAGUGCAAUUGUAAUACAAAAUAAAUUAGUUUAUAAGAAUACGCCAUUCCCCCUUUAACUUAUAAAAAGCACUAGAGUGGUUUUAGAAAAUGGAUGAAUGUCUUUUACCAAGUAUAUUAACUUGACUGAACCCAGAUCAUACAGUUUAUUUUAAUUUUUCUUUAUCAAAGGCUGAGUUUGUUUCACAGUAUACUAAAUAUAUUACUCAUAACUGUAUAAACAUGACAGAGAUGUCUAAAACUGUGCAAUUUUAAAGGCAGAUAGCUUUUGACAUUCUCAAUAAUGUAUCUAGUUUUUACCUUUUGCUUGGGAAUAUCAUUUCAAUGAAGAUCUCCUUGGUGUUACACCAGUUGUUACCGUUUCUUGGAAAAGUAAGGUUUCCAAAAUGUAGUACUUAUACAUUUCUGAGCUGCUAAUAAAUAGUAUUAUACAUUUCAGUAUUUAUACAGUAGCAUUACGUUCAAAUUCUACAAGUUAUGGUGCUAGAAGAAAUACAAAAAAUGUGUGUAAGUAUCCUGAUAGUGCAGUUUAAUGUUGUUUGGUAGGCACCUUUAUGUAUCAAUGAGUCUGUUUCCCUUUUAAUUAUAUGUAUAUAAAUAUAUAUAUAUGUGGAGAAAAAAAUACUUACAAUGGCAAGUUUGGCACUUUUACCUUAAUAUGAGGUACAAUGUUCUAGUUGAAAGGCUUUAUCAACAAUUUUUCUACAAAAAUCUACCCAAAAGUCUAGGAAUAUUUUAUUGACAAAAUCCUAUGUUAAACUGUUCAACUGGAAUAGGGCGACAUAGCAUGGAUCUAUGUCAUUUUAUCUGCAGCAAAGAGGGUAGUUAUAUUUUGUGUGAGUCAUUAAGAGUAUUGUAGAUAGCAUAACUAUCAUAGUAUUUGCUAAUGGAACUGUUUCAUUUGACAUACAUUGUGUUUAUAAGUUUGUCUAUAAACAUCCAUUCAGCAAAACAUUAUAUAGUAGUUACAGAAAAAAACAAAUUGCACAAAGCUGCCAGUGGAAAUGAGCUGUGGGUAUUCAGUUUACAGUGCACUUAACAUAUGUAUCCCUUAAAAGAUAGCUUUGUGUUAGCAUGCUGCAAAUCCAAAAUGUAUUUAAAAAAAUAAUAAAAUAGAAAACCUGGGCUACUUAACAAAACUGUUCAUUAACAUUGUUCGUAGUGGGGGGGGGGGGCUUUUUUAUUUUUAUUAUAAAUUUGCUUUAUAUUUGCACAACUGUUAAGAGAAUAUUUCUUUUUCUUUUCUUUUUAUAUUUUGUUUCAAGAAUUGAGAUAUUGUGUUUUAAAUAAUGUUCACCUUUUGUUUUGCACCAGGUAGGAAAAUCAGUUGAGAAUGAGAAUUUUUUUAAUAUAAAUAUAUUACAUUUAUUUUUAUUAAUUUAUGGGGGAAAAGUUCUUAGAAAAAACAACAACAUUGUGUGGUUUAUGUGGCUGUAAAGUAUGUACAAACUGUCACAUAAGACUGUCACUGUUUAAUGUGGAAUUAUUUCUUAAUGUGUUUACUCAUGAUAAGCAUAAAAUAAAAAUGCAUUACUUGCACUUAAACUUA
Messenger RNA from Bombina bombina (fire-bellied toad), 4228 nucleotides. It is a transcript of the gene ZNF711, whose product is annotated as zinc finger protein 711. Gene Ontology annotation, biological process: regulation of transcription by RNA polymerase II. Gene Ontology annotation, molecular function: metal ion binding; DNA-binding transcription factor activity, RNA polymerase II-specific; RNA polymerase II transcription regulatory region sequence-specific DNA binding. Lineage: Eukaryota; Metazoa; Chordata; Amphibia; Anura; Bombinatoridae. Bases 195 to 2630 code for a protein of 811 amino acids. The record is from RefSeq and is a predicted model, not a curated record. Gene Ontology annotation, cellular component: nucleus. The transcript is spliced from 9 exons.